CUUUCUUCCUCCAAGGAAAUUUAUCAAGAUGCGGAAAUAUAGGCUUAUCAUUAAUUAUUAGAUUCUUUGCUAACCAGAGUCGAUACAUUUGUUUACAUUAUCAUGUAGAAAGAUUCACUUUAACGCUAUGAAUUGCAGCUGACAAAUUUUCUCAAUCGCAGAUCAACAUGUUGCUUCUGAUGAGCAUGCGCAGUUGAUACGAGAGUUACAUAGAAUAUUGGAAAGAUGGCGGAGAUGUAAAGAAUCUAACAAUUUAUAGCAUUUAUAUAAGAUUAUGAAAUCGACGGAUUAAUUACUCGGAUUAUGCGGACUAUAUGCGGAUGGUUUUUGAGGAGAUAAUCUGCACAUUUAGUUAUGUCGUUAGCAGAUUUCCUGUAUUUCUCACACUCUUAUGAUUUUUUCAAAGUGUGUGGAAUAGUGGAAUCAACAGGCGUGUGUAAGGUAGUGAAAUGCCUUAGUAUUCUUAUGUGGUCAUUAUUAAGCCAAACAUUACGCAGUAUAAAUACCAAGUUUCCUCUAGGAUAGCCGGAUUAUCCUUAAAACACAUUUUAAUGUUUUUCCAACGCUUUCCGUUAUUUCAACCUUUUUCUGAACUAUGGUAACUAUCCUUGGUCAUGAGGUCUUGCUAUUUGAAAAGCCGAGAUUGUGUAAACAAGGUAUCCUUAUUACCAUUGUUUACUUUCUGAUGUUUAUUAUAAAAGAGUGUUUGUGUAUAGAAUUAAGUUGUUCACAAAAAUUCCCAUGGAUGGAUUUACCGUUUAAUUCGUGUACUACUACAAAUUUUUCUUUUGUACGAAAUCAGUGCCUUGUUUUGCGACAUAAUUUCAGUGAAAAAAUAUGUAAAUUGCCAAUUCAAAGCGAACAAAGAACGAGAGAGUUAAGAAAAAGUAUUUUUUUGAAUUUUUGUAAUCAAUAUAAUUUAGCUGAAGUGAUGUCAGAAAGUGAUAUAUUAACACAUAUAGAGGGUAGAAAUUGUGUGGAGUUUUUAAGGAAAAUUGAGUGUCGCGAUUCGCUGGCUGAAGCGAUGUACAAUCAAUUUGCUGAUUUGUUGACCCGCAUGGACUGUCAAAAGCCUUAUUCUGUCAGCUGGAAUUGUACAAACUGUUUGCAUUCUUAUAAAAAAUGGACGUGUUCUAGACAGUUUUCAUUAUUCCAUGGUGAUAUAGAAAUUCCUCCCUGUAACGAUAUAUGUGAAAAUGUUCAAAACAGGUGUCCAUUCUUUCGUCCAAGUAUCAAUACAGUUCAUGCCGGUGAACCAUCAUUUUUAUGCAAAUCUCUGAAGGAAGCGGCAAAUGAUAGUCUUUCUAACGAUCAGUGUUAUCCAGCAUGCUAUUUAGACUUUGCAUGUUCACUUCCGGAAAUCAAACCAGAAGUUGUAACCUCAAACUCCUCAAUACCAUCAAACUGCUGUAGUCAUCAUAUAUGUAAUUUUUGGACUAAUGUGAUAGGCUUGUUUUGUUUGUGGUUGGUUAGAACUUUCAUACAAUAUAUGUCCAUAGGAUUAACAUAGCUUAUGUACUAUAGUAUAGAAUAUUUAUAUAAUUUAACAAAAGGGAUAAUGUUUUGUAAAUACAAAGUGUAAAUGAUAAGAAAUGUGUGUUUAAUUGUGAUAAAUAAAUAUAUAUAUAUAUA
Messenger RNA from Mytilus californianus (California mussel), 1632 nucleotides. Its product is annotated as NALCN channel auxiliary factor 2-like. Gene Ontology annotation, molecular function: stretch-activated, monoatomic cation-selective, calcium channel activity. The record is from RefSeq and is a predicted model, not a curated record. Gene Ontology annotation, biological process: calcium ion import across plasma membrane. The transcript is spliced from 3 exons. Gene Ontology annotation, cellular component: plasma membrane. The coding region runs from base 596 to 1510 and encodes 304 amino acids. NCBI's taxonomy places the organism in Eukaryota, Metazoa, Mollusca, Bivalvia, Mytilida, Mytilidae.